UGUCAAAUUUUGCACUCUGGUCAACCCCAUGUCAAGCAACCAACCAUCUGCACCGCCGCCGUCGUCGUCUCAGCCGCCGCGCCACGUACCAAUGUACAACUACCCGACGGAGAAGACGCCAGUAGCUGUGCAAGUUGUGCCUCCCAGUUAUGCGCAGCAGCAACAACAGCAACAGCCCCAACCACAGCCGUAUUACAGCUACCAACACCCGAGGAGUGACGGGGCCCCUUCGACUUGUACCAUCACGCACCAUCACGCCCCAAAGACCAACGGGUUCUGGUAUGCCCUCACGAGUCCGCUGCGUCCAUUGACGUAUCAGCUGAUUCUGUUUCACUUGGUGAACUUUGUGUUUGCCGAGAUCGCAUUCGUGGUGGUCGUGGUGGUGGGCAGCAUUGGCAUCGCGACGAUUCCUCUAUUUUGCCUUGGACUGGUCGUGCUCCAAGUGCUGCUGUACGCCGUGCAUUUCUUUGCCAACGUCGACGCCCACCUAUACAACUGUAUCGCCCCCAUCCAUGAGCAACUCGUCGUUCAAUUCCAAGUCCCCCGUCGAGGGCUGUACCAGGUCAGCGGUUACCGCAUCUCCCCCGACCUUUCUCGCUUCUCCAAGGAAGCGUUCGCCGCGAUCUUUUACUUUGUCUUUGUCAAGUUUCCACUGGCCGUGGUCUUUAGCUCGUCCGUGCUGGCUCUCUUGGCGUGUUCGGUGGCUCUAACGUUGUACCCGUCCGUAUUGGAACCUAUCAUUCGCCGUCACAAUAACCACGACGAGAACCGUUCGAUUCGCAUUUUUCGACUACAUGUCAACAUGGAAGACUUCGAGCCGACUCAAAUCGUGCUGGUGGGAGUGGCGCUGCUGUACGUUACUAUCGGCUUGUUGCACUUGUUUGGCAGAGUGCACCGCGCCACGACCAAGUUCUUUACGUGCGAGUUCUUUGCUACAUCGGGCUUUGUCAUCCAGGGAUCGCAUACGCAGCAGUCCCAGUUCCCUGCUUCGGCGCCGCAGUACUCCGCAGUUCCACUUGGCCCCCAACCGACCACCAUGUACGCCCCCCAAGUGUAUGGCGACUACUACGCCCCCCAAGCCCCCCCUCUAUACGACCAACGCCGCCGCAAUGCCUUUGAACGCUUUGCCUCUAAAUUUGGCUCGGCCAUCGUGCUGGUACUCUUGUCAGUACUGAGCUUGGUGUUUUCCGUGGGAAUGUUUGUGGUCGUGGUGGUGGGACUGGCCUUGACGGUGGGCUUGCUGCCGGCGGCGUGUAUCGGCUUGUUCGUGCUGCAGGUGCUCAUCUGGGUCGUUAAGCCCUUGGCCAACGCGGAUAAGUGGUUGCAUGACCAGCGUCAACGAGUGUACAUCGACCUCCUUCGCGAUGAUUAAGCCCUUAAGAUUAAGCCCUUAACAACAUGAAAACCUUAACGUUAUCGUUCCGACAGCAGUGAAUACGUAUAGCUUUCGUUAGCUAAUCGGUGGUGCUAGUUGUCAGAGCAUUCUAAGAGGUCAUAUCAAUGGGAACAUGAUGACGUGAUAUACG
Molecule: messenger RNA, 1526 nt
Organism: Aphanomyces astaci
Lineage: Eukaryota; Oomycota; Saprolegniomycetes; Saprolegniales; Verrucalvaceae
Exons: 1
Coding region: 29-1372 (447 amino acids)
Source: RefSeq, a predicted model, not a curated record